Musa acuminata subsp. malaccensis (wild Malaysian banana) is the source of this 1136-nucleotide messenger RNA. RefSeq names its product putative E3 ubiquitin-protein ligase SINA-like 6. The record is from RefSeq and is a predicted model, not a curated record. Gene Ontology annotation, molecular function: zinc ion binding. NCBI's taxonomy places the organism in Eukaryota, Viridiplantae, Streptophyta, Magnoliopsida, Zingiberales, Musaceae.
CGAAUACCCAAACAGCUUAAAAGAUUGGGAAGCUCAAUUCGGGCAACAGGGGAAGAGAGAAAGUUGUGAAAGGAGGAACGAGGAAUCGAUCGAGAAAGAGAUCAUGGUGAGAUUCUCGUUGGAGGAGGAGGGGAAUCCCGUCGGAAAGAAGAGGAUCAGAGGAGGAGGGUGUGGAGAAAACGUCUGUGGUAGCGCAAGCACGAAGAAGGAUAAGAAGAGGCGAGAUGAAGGCGAAGCGGUACGAGAACGAGAUGAGGAAGGGGAUAUGCGCGUUGAAGCGGAGGAGGAGGAAGAAGAAGAAGAAGAAGAAGAAGAAGAAAAAGGUGGGGUUGAAGUGGAUGAAGGAGUGAUAGGGGAAGAAAGAGGGCAAUCUUCUGGAGAUGGCAACGUCUGCGUUCGGAUGGAUCCCGACAUUCUUGAUUGUUCCAUCUGCUAUGAGCCCCUGCGGCCGCCAAUUUUUCAGUGCCAAAGUGGGCAUGUGGCCUGCUCCUCUUGCUGCUCCAAGCUCUUAAACAAAUGCCACCUCUGCUCUCAGUCCAUUGGCUACAACCGUUGUCUUAUACUUGAAAAGGUCAUAGAGUCCAUCAAAAUCACCUGCUCGUAUGCCAAAUAUGGGUGCAGAAAAGCCAUGUCUUACGCAGACAAAGAUGCCCAUGAAGAAACAUGCAUCUAUGCUCCAUGUUCCUGCCCUGUUCCAACUUGCAGUUUCUGUGGAUCCAGAGAAAUGUUGUCUGCUCACUUUAUUAACACACACACCUUCUUCUGCGAAAGAUUCAGCUAUAACCAGAUCUUCAAGGUUGAGUUCCACAAGACGGAUCCAUUUCGAGCCUUAUAUGGAAAGGAUGGCCAUCUAUUUCUCCUCCUCAACAACAGUGUUGCAAAUGUGGGUAAUGCUCUUUCUAUGGCCUGCUUCAGGCCUAGAUCUCUCAAGCACGAGUUCUCGUAUGAGCUUACUACAGACGAGCACAACUCGAGCAGCCUGCAGUUAAAGUCGUCAAUCACAGAGUGGAAGGCGGUUUACCCUAUGAAGGUUUUUCUUUUGGUUCCCCCCCAUUUAUGUACCCCCGUUGGGAAGAUCGUCCUAAAUGUUUGUAUAAGAAAGAUCAAGAGAGCUUCUAUCAAGUAAUCACAUUUUC